AUGUCUCCAAGGAUUGGCGGAUGGUUUGCCUUAGCUUCAGUAAUAGCUAUAGCGCUACUUGGUUUUGGAAUAUAUUUAACUGUGAUUACAUUUGUCGUUUCAUUUAUUGUUGGGGUUGCAACUAUUCUGUACUUGAAUUAUGAUAGCAUGAAAAUUUUUUCUGUGGAUAUAGACUGUUUAGAUGACCCUCUUCAACCAACAAAUUUUACCAUUCAAUCUUCAAAGGUUUUGGAUCUCUUUGAAAGACAAAAUUGUAUACCAAAGUUUGAUAACAGAAUAACUGGCAGUGAAACGCUAUUGAGUGCCAAAGAGAUGUCUAAUGGAACCAUGAGACACAGUCCAAAAAAACAGGAAGAUAAGAAAACACACAGAAGAAACAAAAGUGAAACAGACUUGUCAUGGUCACCAGAUGCCCAAACAUUUGGGAAAUCAAAAUUCUAUGGCAGCUCAGAAAAUGUCAGUUGUACAAGUUUAACUGAUUUAUUUUUCGAUUUGGAGUGUUCUAUGGAAAAUAAACAAAUUUGUCGCGACAUAUUUUGUGUGGAUCCUGAGAAAGAAUAUGCAUUGCUCAGUGAAAUAUCAGAGGCUGUCCUUUAUCUUGUGGCACCUGAGGAGUCAUGGAAGUGUCAUGCUUUGAAGUUAAUACUCAUUGAUUUAUUGUCAGCAGUGGUAUUACGACCCUUGAUUAAUUUACUCAGCGAUCCUGACAAUUUAAAUAGGACUAUAAUUAAAAUGUGCUGUCGGGAUUCAUGUUUGUCGUCGGAGCUUUUUCUCCUGGUUAUAAGGUGCUGCGUAGAUGCUGAAGAGUUGGACGCUACAUUGGAGCUAGUUCAGAAGGAUAUACAGAAACUACAUUCUCGCGACAGCGCCGGCGAGUGGGAACUGCAGGAUAGGCAAAAGCUAUCAUCUCUGCAAUAUCUAACGAGGAUCAUUCAAGCUCGAAGAGCCACCUUGGGGCCACAAGAAGGUGCAACCAAUAGCAGCACGUCUGACAAAGUGCCUGAGGAGGUGAUGCGAUCUUUGAAGUUCAUAAGAGCAACAGCUGCUUGGAAAUCCAAUGCGCAGUACUUACUCGAAAUCGAGCUGAACGAAACCGACACGCCGCACAGCUCGAAAGCGGUGCUGGACAGCCUGCGCUCCUCCGCCCUGGAGCUGUGCGACCUGUACCUGGGGCCGAGCAGGCCGCCCGUGGCCGGCGCCCCCCCCCACUGGCACGCGGACCUGGUGAGGAAGAUCACGGCGGAGGGCGAGGAGUUCGCCAACGGCCCGGCGAGCUGCUUCGACGAAGUGCAGAAGUGCGUCUGCGACGCUCUCGAGGAUGAUCCUUCGUGGCAGGCGGAUUUUAUGUUGGACAACGAGCAAGACGGAUUCGACGGAAGAAAUAGUGAUGUCACUAGAAAGGAUUACAAGACGGACACGAAGAAGUACGCAGCUGACGGAAUCCCAAUAACGAGUUCUCGCCACAACCGUUCAAGAUCCGAUGUGGUCGGAAACAUCGCCCAAAGAAUGAUCAACGAAAGCGCUGGACCUUCGAGUCUAUCUGCGAAUUACUCGAAUGCCCUGUCGAUGUCUCAUUCGGAAAUCACACAGAGGGCGAAGAACGUUUACUCCCCUCUGUCUGCGUACAUCAUUGAGACUGCUCUCGUUCAAGACAAGGGACGUACGUUCGGGAUUUACGCCAUCGCCGUGACUCGUAUAUCCGACAGCGAAGUUUGGCACAUAUAUAGGCGGUACAGCGAUUUCUACGAUUUGCACAACUCCAUAAAAGAAAAGUGGCCGGAGCUGGCGAAGCUGCCGUUCCCCGCGAAGAAGGCCUUCCAGAACACAUCCAGGUCGGUGCUGGAGGGCCGCAAGGGCAUGCUGAACAACUACCUGCAGAGCCUGACGAGCAUCGCGAUGGACGCGCGAUACAUGGCGCUGCUCUCCCAGGACUACCUGGGCGGCUUCCUCAGCCCCGAGAUACAGACGGAGCGCCACGGGAAUACGAUCGACGCGCUCUUCGUGAACUCUCUACGCGCUGGUAUGAGGACCCUGAAGAAUAUGCCCGACCAGUUUGUGAACACCGUCGACGGUGUGAUGGAUGGCAUUUCCAAGGUGUUUCAAGGGAAGAGCGGCGAAAACCACUACGACGCUGUUAAAAGUGGAAACUCAUCCGACGGCCAAGACGACGGCGACGAGAGUGUCGCUCUGCGGUUGCUGGAGGAGGUCCUCGGAAUACGAGGUCUAUGGCUCAGGAGACGUCUCCUCGCGCCCGUUCGGACCUUGAUAGCGGACAGGGUGAACAAAAAAGUGUUGGAGCUGGUUUCCUCGCUAACGUCUCCCAGGAACGUAGUUCAGUACUUGAAAAAUUUUAAGCAGUGGCUGACGAGUCGCAACGGCUCCAAGCAGACGAAUCGAGACAACGCCACGAAGGCCAGGACGCGAGUUGCCGCCAAAGUGGCUCUACUGUCAGCCGCUUCCGAUGAUUUGAGGCACAUAGUUGGCACGGACGCCGCUCGGAGAGGUCUACUGACCGUCUUCGACAUGCUGCAAACGCAGGAGAUAAACAGGCGGCUGAUAUUCGUCUUGUUGGAAGCGAUUCUCAUUAAUCUGUUUCCCGACAACAAUUUUCAAGAUCUGUUCAAGAAGAUUUACUCGAAUUCGUCCCGAGUCACUGUGCCGAAGAAAACUGUUAAUCUA
Iphiclides podalirius (scarce swallowtail) is the source of this 2679-nucleotide messenger RNA. The record is from the annotation of a GenBank genome assembly. NCBI's taxonomy places the organism in Eukaryota, Metazoa, Arthropoda, Insecta, Lepidoptera, Papilionidae.